Alligator mississippiensis (American alligator) is the source of this 2275-nucleotide messenger RNA. RefSeq names its product transmembrane protein 265 (gene TMEM265). The transcript is spliced from 3 exons. Bases 1009 to 1608 code for a protein of 199 amino acids. Lineage: Eukaryota; Metazoa; Chordata; Crocodylia; Alligatoridae. The record is from RefSeq and is a predicted model, not a curated record.
CCCCCCCCCCCCCCCAAAACUGCCAGUGGGUGAAGUGUGGCCAGCUCUGGGGCGUGGCACAAGCACAGGCUGCGUAGAACAGCGAGGCUGGAUUUGCAGCCAGCUCUGGGGACCAGCAGCCACAGCCAAGGCUGCCCUGGAUGCCAUCCCAUAUGGCGCCUCCUAUGUGGUGUUCCAUAUAAGGGCAGCCUCUACCACUGGCUCUGCCAUAUAAGGUCAGGUUGUACCACUGGCUGUGCCAUAUGAGGGUUAUGGCUAUGUGCCAUAUAAGGGCACGCAGAGGGGCUAUACCACCUGGCUAUGUCAUGGCCAGGCACUCCCCCACAUGCCAUAUAAAGGUGCUGGGGGGGGUCAUACCACCUGGUUAUGGCAUAGAAGGGCACUCGGGUGGGUUGUACCACCCCCACGUGCCUCAAGGAAAUUUGGAGGUGCUGUACCACCUGACUGUCAUGAAAGAGCACUGAAGUGGGUCACACCACCCUGUGCAUGCCAUAGAAGGGCAUCCAGGUGGGUCAUACCAGCCCCUGGUGUACCACAUUAGCGCAUUUGGUGGGGUCAGCGUACCACCUAGCUGUACUAUAUGAGGGCGUUUGGAUGGGGUUGUACCACCUGGCCAUGCCACAAAAGGGCACUCAAGUGGGUCAUAACACCCCCACGUCCCAUAUAAGGGCAUUUGGAUGGGGUGCCACCUGGCUAUGCCAUUAAGGAGGCACUCAGGUGGGUUGUACCACCCCCACAUGCCAUAUUAGGGCAUUUGUACAGGGUUGUACCACCUGGCUGUGGGCCAUACCACCCCCGUGUGCUAUACAAGGGUUGGAAGCCCAUGGCUGUGCCACAUGAGGGCACCUGGAGGGAUUGUACCACCUGCCAUGCCACGUGGGGGGUGGAGGUAUUUGGACAGGUACCACCUGACCAUGCCGUAUAAGGGUAUUUGGUGGAGUCAUAGCACCUGGCUGUGCCAUAUAAGGGCGUGGAGGGGCGGGCUCAAGUUGACUCCCCAGCACAGGAAUGCGCGAGGACCGGUUCCUGGGGGCGGGGGCCCCCAGCCCUGCGCCCAACCCAGGCCAGGCCCGAGCCUGUGUGAACCCAGGAUCCCUGCUCCACCCCGCAGCCCCCGCCCGCUACCAGGCAGCCGGGCUCUCCGCCCUCCCCACCCCGGGGAGCCCACCCACCCGCUCCGAGUCCGACCGCGACCCCGACCGUGACCCGGGCAGCACCGAGGCAGGAGGGAGGCGGCCGGGACAUCCCCCCCACAAGGGGCCAGCCGCCAGCUCCAUGGGAGAGGGGGCCGAGAAGCCGUCCCCUGGCACAGAGACGGCCGUGAUGAUGGAGGUGGGCCCCUCCCCGCAGCCCACCCCGUGGCCCCGCACCCUGCGGGGCCUGGCCGUGGCCAGCAUCGUGUGCGGCUGCUCCUGCCUUGGCGCCCUGGCCCUGGUCUACGCUGUCAAGGCCAAUGAGAAGCGCAAGGCGAAGGCCCCGGACGCAGCGCUGUGGGCCCGGCGCUCGCUCCGCCUCUCCCUGCUCAGCAUCGGGCUGUGGGUCUUCCUGCUCCUCCUGCUGCCCCUGCUCAUCUACCUUGUCUCCUACCUCCUUGCCCGCGCGGAGUGACCCCCGUGCCUGCCACCACCGCCGCGCCCACCGCUGGGAUCCAAGAGUCGGCGAAGAGUCGGCUGAGAGGGCGCCCCGCCUGCCCCGCACCUCUGAAGACAUGAGGGCUGCCUGGAUGGCUGACUCUGGACUUGCAAUGGGGCAUGGAUGACCAUGGGGGUGGGGGAAGAGAGUGCCGCGGGUCAGCUGGACUCCAGGGAAUCAUGGGAAGGUGCAGGGGCUUAAUCUGAGGUCCUGCUGAAGGGGUCUGUGUUGGAGAGGUUGGCGGAGGCGGCCCCCGCCUGGGCCCAGGGCAGGCGGUCGCUGCUCCUAAGCGCACACCUGACCAGAGACGCUCCCUCUCCCCCACCCUUAACUCCUCACUCCUGCCACGGCCCUGCCCCUCACCCAGGCCUUACCCCGCACCACUUCCCCUGCCCCGCCCCGCCCCGCCACCCCAUCACCUACUGUGACGCGGGCCGCCACCUGUGCCCCCUGCCCCUGCCCACCACCCUGCCCCACUACCCCUGCCUCCACCUCCAACGCCUACCUCCACACCCAGCCCACCCUGCCCCCUGCCCCUGUUUGGCCCCGCUGUGACCUCGGCUGACCCUGGCUGGGGGCGAGGAGGCCUGGCCUGGCGCCACGCGGGAAUAAAGCGCACAGCCGUGGACUGUGUGUGCGUGUA